Messenger RNA from Candoia aspera, 1925 nucleotides. RefSeq names its product InaF motif containing 2 (gene INAFM2). The coding region runs from base 676 to 1032 and encodes 118 amino acids. The transcript has a single exon. The record is from RefSeq and is a predicted model, not a curated record. NCBI's taxonomy places the organism in Eukaryota, Metazoa, Chordata, Lepidosauria, Squamata, Candoiidae.
AGGAGGCGAAGGGAAAGGUCGGAGAGGCGGGGGCGCAUUCCAAAAGCGCGCCCGUAAAAGACGGAGAUGAAAGGCGUCUUGUCUCUCCCACCUACCCCCAACUCUGCCGGCUGGCAGUCUACCACCCCGGGGAAAGCUCCGAGUCGGUGAUACGCCCGCUCUCGAUUGCCUUUUUAAGGCGCAGGCGGCAGCUUCUUCUCUCUCUCUUCCCCCCCCCCGUCCCCCUCCUUUAUCAGCUCUCACUGCAUCGCCCCUUUAAUAGCCGCUCGCUCGCUGGUCCCUUCUCUCCUCGCGGCUGGCGACGCCGCGGUUCUCCUGCCACCGCGAGACGGAAAGGCGCGCGCAGAGAGCGGCGUUCGCGGGGAGAGCGAGGAGAAGAGUAGGCGAGGGAUCCUGCCGGGGCUGGUUGGUGAUCUCAGCCGCAGCUGCCUCCCUCUCUCGGCCCCGCUGUUGUUGCUGCCACUCGGAGCUGCCGCCGCCGCCGCCGCGGUUCUCUUCCCCCGAGGCCCGCUCGCUGCAGCAUCCACUCCACCGCCGCGUCCUCCUCCUCCUCCUCCUGGAGCCUCGGGGCAGGUCGUGAUGUGAUCGGCGGCGCGUCCCUUGGGGGCCAUCCCCAGCGGGAGUCUCAGCACGACGGAGAGGGUGGUGGAGCAGCGGGCCAAGGGCCGCGCCCCCAUGAAGGAGAAGGAGGCGGGGGCGGCCGGGGAGCGGGGCAAGCCGGCCACUUACACCGGGGACAAGAAGGCGCGCAUGGCGGCCAAGACCAACAAGAAGUGGGUGCGCUUGGCCACCGUACUAGCCUACGUACUCUCCGUCUCCUUGGCCGCCAUCGUGCUGGCCGUCUACUACAGCCUGAUCUGGCAACCGGUGAGGGGCGGCGGUCAGCCGCACACCCAGUCCCAGCCGCCCGAAACCGCCCCCAGCCCCCUGCCCCCCGGAACCAGCGACGGAGACGCCCCGGCGACGAGGCCUGAAGACGGAGUCGGCGGCUCCUCGUUUCCGGAAAAUCCCGGCGACACCUCAUCGCCCUAGGGACUCGCUCCGGCCCAGGAGGCCGGAGGCACAACUCCCCCAACGGCGUCGGAGCCCCCGAUCACGGAGGACGGGAGGCCGCCAGAGGGAGAGCCGCGGCGCCGCCGCCGCGAGAAACAGGACCCCCGGACUCCCCUCGCCUUGCUCCGCGCUCUCCUGCGGCCGCUCGGCCCCGCCGCAGGACCCCGCCGCCCACCGUGGUGGACACCGAGGGCGCGGGGCUCAGAGACGCCUUUCCUUUACCUUGCCCUCUUGGCAAGACUGGGCAGGGAAGACUGUAAUGGUGUUAGUUUUUACAAAUAUGGUUUAUUAAUCAAUAAAUAGUGGGGGAGCCACGUGAAACGGAGCUCAGGUAUGUCAGCCUCUCUGAAAUGUACCCUGAUGCAUUUCCUUUGUAUUCUUGUGUAUAAACUCUUUGUAUACAGAUGCACUUAGUUAAUGCAUAGAAAGGAGCUAUAUAGUCUAUAUUCUGUACCCACAUGUACUGGCAGAGCAGAUGUAGAAUGGUGUUCAAAGGGCUAUUGUGGGGAAACUUACUAUGAAAUUCACAGCCAACCUGGAGCAGAGAUUGAGACUGCUUCCCUAAGUCCCAGGCCAGUAGUUCUGACUUGACCCUAAAUUUUAUUCCUGUUUGCUUCCCACAUCUUUUGUUAAACAUGGGUUUCUUGCUUUUAAACAAGAAUGAGCACUUAGUGUCACCUUCUCCGGUAAACAUAGUCAGAAAAGAGUUUAUUUCAGAGGCAUUACUGUUCUCACUUAUACCCCAAUCUUAUGUCUGAAGUCACAGGAGAGCAAACUUUUGCAAUACCUGUUCCUGACCUUUCCUAGCAAAGCUACAUUGGAUUUGAUGCUCAUUUAAUUAGUUCUGUGCUAUUUCUGCUGUGUUGUAGUUG